Molecule: messenger RNA, 1515 nt
Organism: Eptesicus fuscus (big brown bat)
Lineage: Eukaryota; Metazoa; Chordata; Mammalia; Chiroptera; Vespertilionidae
Product: zinc finger protein OZF-like
Exons: 4
Coding region: 1-1515 (504 amino acids)
Biological process (GO): regulation of transcription by RNA polymerase II
Molecular function (GO): DNA-binding transcription factor activity; RNA polymerase II cis-regulatory region sequence-specific DNA binding
Source: RefSeq, a predicted model, not a curated record
AUGAAACACCACAGAGUUCACACUGGGAAAAAACCUUACAAAUGUAGUGAAUGUGGGAAAUCAUUUAGGCGUAAUUAUGACACGACUCUCAUUCAACACCACAGAGUUCACACUGGAGAAAAACCUUACAAAUGUAGUGAAUGUGGGAAAUCAUUUAGGGGCAAACAUGACCUUUUUACCCACAUGAGAGUUCACACUGGGGAAAAACGUUAUGAAUGCAGUGACUGUGGGAAGUCCUUCAGCAGUAGCUCUAAUCUCCUUCAACACCACAGAGUUCACACUGGAGAAAAACCAUAUAACUGUAGUGAAUGUGGGAAAUCAUUUAGGCGCAAUUAUGAGCUCUGUAUCCACAAGAGAGUUCACACUGGAGAAAAACCAUUCGAGUGUAGUGAAUGUGGAAAAUCUUUUCAUGCAAAUUCUCAACUCACUAAACACAAGAGAGUUCACACUGGAGAAAAACCAUAUAACUGUAGUGAAUGUGGGAAAUCAUUUAGGCGCAAUUAUGAGCUCUGUAUCCACAAGAGAGUUCACACUGGAGAAAAACCGUUUGAGUGUAUUGACUGUGGGAAGUCCUUCAGCAAUAGGUCUAAUCUCAUUCAACACCACAGAGUUCACACUGGAGGAAAACACUACAAAUGUAGUGAAUGUGGGAAAUCUUUUCAUGGAAAUUCUCAACUCACUAAACACAAGAUUGUUCACACUGGAGAAAAACCAUAUGAGUGUAGUGACUGUGGGAAGUCCUUCAACAGUAGCUCGACUCUCAUUCGACACCGCAGAGUUCAUACUGGAGAAAAACCAUAUGAGUGUAUUGACUGUGGGAAGUCCUUCAGUCGUAGGUCUAGUCUCAUUCGACACCACAGAGUUCACACUGGAGAAAAACCUUACAAAUGUAGUGAAUGUGGAAAAUCAUUUGGGAGCAAUCAAAACCUCUUUACCCACAAGAGAGUUCACAAUGGAGAAAAACCACAUGGGUGUAGUGAAUGUGGGAAAUUUUUUCGUCGCAAGAAUUACCUCCUUAUCCACCACAGAGUUCACACUGGAGAAAAACCUUAUAAGUGUAAUGAAUGUGGAAAAUCAUUCAGGCAAAAUUCCAAUCUCAUGCAACACCAGAGAAUGCACACUGGAGAAAAGCCGUAUGAGUGUAGUGACUGUGGGAAGUCCUUCAGCAGCAGCUCUAAUCUCAUUCGACACCACAGAGUUCACACUGGCAAAGGGGCUUAUGAGUGUAUUCAAUGUGGGAAAUCUUUUUGCUAUAAAUCUUUCCUCAUUCAACAUUUGAGAGAGAUGAACUUUGAGGACGUGGCCAUCACCUUCUCUGAGGAGGAGUGGCGGCUCCUUGAUGAGGCUCAGAGACUUCUGUACUGCAAGAUGAUGGUAGAAGCUUUUGCCCUGGUCUCAUCUGAAGUGUCUGGGAGUCAUGAUUGUUGCAAAAAGCUUAAUGGGCCCAAGCUUGUCUAUGUCCACAUGCAUGGCUUCCACUUCUGCACCAUUCCUCCAGCUAAAGGCUCUUUGUGA